GCCUGCGGCGCCCGGGCGCGCGCGGCGCUGGCGGGCGCGGCUGCGCCGGCGGGCGAGGCGGCGCUGGUGCGAGCCGCGGCGGCGCAGGGGAGGCGCCCGCAGCCGGCGGGCAGCCCCGAGGAGCCCAGAGCGGGCGCGGCGCUGGAGGCGGAGAACGCGCGGCUGCGAGAGGAGAUACGCGCCAUGUACGGCACGAUCAAGCAGCAGUCCAGCGCUCUCAGCCAGCUGUGGGAGGGGCAGCUCCACGGCCAGGCCGCCCCCACCCCGGGGGGCGCCCGGGUCGUCGGCGCCGUGGCGGAGAUCAGCCGCGUCCGCCUCGGGGCCUCCCGCUUGGACGCGGCGCACCUGGAGAAGGUGCUCGGCGCGAAGGGCAGCACAGAGGCCUCGCGAGCGGCAGGGGCCUGUACGACGCCCCCGCGGGCGUCGACGCCGCCGCGCUCCGCGACGCCGCCCAGGCUCUGCAGCGCUGCGCCCUGCUCGCAGGUGGCCGAGCCGUUCGGCUGGCAGGAGCCUGCCACGCCGCCGUGGGCCGCCACCGCGGGCUCGGCGCCGCAGGGGGCCACGGACCCGGAUGCCAUUGGCAGCCUGGUCGGUUCGGUGGGCCGCUUCCCGUCUGGGAGGCGACUGCCGCUGUUCACGCUGGGCACCAGUGGCGGCGCGGCGAGCGCGUCGCCGCCGACCUCUGCGGCGCUACGCAGUGCGUCGCCGGCUGGCGCCGGCGGCGCACCGGGCGCGCUCAGGGAGGGUGGCAGCCCUACGGCCGGAGUCGUCGUGCGCUUCACCGUGGACAAGGUGGACUACGGGCGCCUCAAGUCCAGGCCUGCUCUGUGCGCGGCGUUCGAGGCCGCAGUGAAGGCAGCGCUGGCGGAGCAGUCUGGCCCCGGCGUGCUGCCAGAGCACGUCGCCGAGCUGCGGCUGUGGAAGGGCUCCGUCGUGGUGGAGGCCACCAUCGUGCCCCCCGGCGGCGCCGCCGCCUGCGAGGCGCUGCGCGCGUCGCUGGGCGCGUCCGUGGCGCUGGGGGCCCUGCUGGCCGCCGCCGUGGCCAGGGUGGAGGGCAUCGCCGCGGCCUGCACGGGCACCAUCGGCGUCAAGUCGGUGGUGGCCCUCCUGGGCGUGCCGCCGGGCGCGCCCGCGGCGGGCGCGGAGGGCGCGCGGCUCGGCACGCCGCUGGGG
Prorocentrum cordatum is the source of this 1173-nucleotide messenger RNA. Lineage: Eukaryota; Dinophyceae; Prorocentrales; Prorocentraceae. The record is from the annotation of a GenBank genome assembly.